AUGUCCCUCUUCCAUUUUCUUUCCUCUCUAACACCCUCAUUAUAUUUCUUUCUCUAUAUGUCCAUCUUAUUCUCUUUCCUCUCUACCUCUCCUUAUUCUCUUUCCUCUCUAUAUUCUCCUCUUAUUCUCUUUCCUCUCUACACUCUCCCUCAUAUUCUCUUUCCUCUCUACACCCCUCCCAUGUUCUCUUUCCUCCCUACCUCUCCACGCCUUCUUUCCUCCCUACACUCUCCUCCUUAUUCUCUUUCCCCUCUAUAUUCUCCUCAUAUUUCUUUCCUCUCUACCUCUCCUCGUGUUCUCCUCUCUACACUCUCCUCAUAUUCUCUUUCCUCCUACACCCCUCCUGUAUUCUCUUUUCCUCUCUACACUCUCCUCUAUUCUCUUUCCUCUCUACACCCUCCUCAUAUUCUCUUUCCUCUACACUCUCCUCCUUAUUCUCUUUCCUCUCUACCUCUCCCUGCCCUUCUCUUUCCCUCUACACCCCUCCUCAUAUUCUCUUUCCUCUCUACACCCUCUCAUAUUCUCUCUUUCCUCUUUACACUCUCCCUCAUAUUCUCUUUCCUCUCUCACCUCUCCUCAUAUUCUCUUUCCCUCUCUAUUCUCCACAUAUUCUCUUUCCUCCCACACCUCCUCACAUUCUUUCCUCCCACACCUCCCUACACCCUCCCCAUAUUCUCUUUUCCUCUCUCCCCACCUCUCCUCCUUUCUCCUCAUUCCCUCUCCCCACCCCUCCCUCAUAUUCUCUUUCCCUCUACACUCUCCUCACAUUCUCUUUCCUCUCACACCCUCCCCCAUAUUCUCUUUCCUCUCUAUUCUCUUCUCCCCACACACUCCUCAUAUAUUCUCUUUCCUCACACCCCUCCUCAUAUUCUCUUUCCUCUCCCCACUUCCCUCCACUCUCCCCUUAUUCUCUUUCCUCUCCACACCUCCUCAUAUUCUCCCCUUUUCUCUCCCCACACCCUCCUCCCCAUAUUCUUUCCUCCCUCAUACACCCUCCUCACAUUCUCUUUCCUCUCUACACUCUCCUCAUAUUUCUCUUUCUCCUCAUAUUCCCCUUCCCCACACCUCCUCAUAUUCCCUUUCCUCCCCACACUCUCUCCUCAUAUUAUUCUUUCCUCUCUACACCCUCCACAUAUUCUCUUUCCUCUCUACACUCUCCUCAUAUUCUCUUUCCUCUCUACACUCUCCUCAUAUUCUCUUUCCUCUCUACACUCUCCUCAUAUUCUCUUUCCUCUCUACACCCUCCUCAUAUUCUCUUUCCUCUCUACACUCUCCACAUAUUCUCUUUCCUCUCUACACCCUCCUCAUAUUCUCUUUCCUCUCUACACCCUCCUCAUAUUCUCUUUCCUCUCUACACUCUCCUCAUAUUCUCUUUCCUCUCUACACUCUCCUCAUAUUCUCUUUCCUCUCUACACCCCUCCUAUUCUCACCCCUCCUCCUCAUAUUCUCUUUCCUCUCUACACCCCUCCUCUUAUUCUCUUUCCUCUCUACACUCUCUCCUCUUAUUCUCUUUCCUCUCUACACUCUCCCAUAUUCUCUUUCCUCUCUACACUCUCCACAUAUUCUCUUUCCUCUCUACCUCUCCUCAUAUUCUCUUUCCUCUCUACAUUCUCCUCAUAUUCUCUUUCCUCUCUACCUCUUCUCCUCAUAUUCUCUUCCUCUACACCUCUCCUCAUAUUCUCUUUCCUCCCAUACACCUCCCUCAUAUUCUCUUUCCUCCCCACACCUCCUCAUAUUCUCUUUCCUCCUAUAUUCUCCACAUAUUCUCUUUCCUCCCCACAUUCUCCUCAUAUUCCCUCUUUCCUCCCCACACUCUCCUCUCAUAUUCUCUUUCCCUCUCACACUCUCCUCUAUUCUUUUUCCUCUCCCACACCCUCCUCAUAUUCUCUUUCCUCUACACCUCCUCCUUACAUUCUCUUUCCUCUCUACACUCUCUUCAUAUUCUCUUUCCCUCUACCUCUCUUCAUAUUCUCUUUCCUCUCUACACCCUCCUCAUAUUCUCUUUCAUCAUCAUCUUUUUUCUAUUUUCUUUUCUGUCUUCUUCUCUCCAUCCUCCUAUUCUGUUUCAUUUUCUUCGUCUCUCCCUCUCCUUAUCUCUUUCUUCUAUUUAUCUUCUAUUUCCUUUUACAAAUCUCCCCUCCCUUUUCCUGUUCUCUUUUAUCGUUAUCAUCUUCUACUUUCCUUUUCCGCCUUCUCCUCGCUUUCCGCCUAUUCUUUCUUAUUGUUGUCUUCUUCGAUUUCCUUUUCUCUUUUCUCCUCUCCCUCCUAUUAUUCUCUUUCUUUGUUAUCUUCUUCUAUUUCCUUUUCCAACAUCUCCUCACCCUAAUCCUCUUCUCUUUCAUCGGUAUCUUCUUCUACUUCCUUUUCCGCAUACUCCUCUCCCCUUUCCUGUUCUCUUUCAUCGUCAUCUUCUUCCAUUUCCUUUCACUCUCCUCCUAUUCUCUUUAUCUUUACCUUUAUCUGUUAUUUUUCUUUUUUCUUCCUUACAUUGUUUUCUUUUGUUCCCCCACCGCCACCUCUUUUUACAUCCUCUCUCUGUCUCUCUCUUUCUCUCUUUGUCUCUCUGUCUCUCUCUCCCUCUCUCUCUCUCUCUCACACACACACACAACACACACACAUACAUCCACUUUUGUUCUCUCUCCCUUUUUUUCAUUCCCCGAGAUCGACUCUUGCAUAAAUUCUCAAUUCCCACCACCCACCAUCCCGGCCUAG
Molecule: messenger RNA, 2712 nt
Organism: Acanthosepion pharaonis
Lineage: Eukaryota; Metazoa; Mollusca; Cephalopoda; Sepiida; Sepiidae
Source: the annotation of a GenBank genome assembly